Desarmillaria tabescens is the source of this 1026-nucleotide messenger RNA. RefSeq names its product NAD-P-binding protein. NCBI's taxonomy places the organism in Eukaryota, Fungi, Basidiomycota, Agaricomycetes, Agaricales, Physalacriaceae. The transcript has 8 exons. The record is from RefSeq and is a predicted model, not a curated record. Bases 1 to 1026 code for a protein of 341 amino acids. Gene Ontology annotation, molecular function: oxidoreductase activity, acting on the CH-OH group of donors, NAD or NADP as acceptor.
AUGGCAAAACCUCUUGUUCUGGUGACUGGUGCUUCUGGAUUUUUGGCCUCUCACAUCAUACCUUUGCUCCUGGCUGAGGGAUACGCUGUUCGCAGGACUGCACGCCCAGGCAAGAUAGAAUCCCUCCGGGCUGCGCCUGUCGCCGACAACCCGGACUUCUCGCUAGUGCAGAUAGAUGACAUCGCGAUGUCGGACCUUUCCGGCGCUCUGAAAGAUGUCGACUACAUCAUCCAUACUGCUUCACCCUUGGCGGGAAAGGCUUCUCCCCAAGAAUCUCUUCAGGAAUGGGACGUUGAAUGUGCUCGCUUCUGCUCUAAAGGCCGGAAUAUCAAAGAUGUCCUGACGAGCAGCUGGGGGACUACCCUAGAUCCAUCUCUGGAGAAGACAUAUCAAGGAGUUGUUUUUAGUGAGAAAGAUUGGGGUAGUGUGACGGAGGAAGAAUUUCUUAGCGGCGGUCACAAUCCGCUGUGGAUUUAUCUCGCUGCCAAGACUCUAGCUGAGAAAAUGGCGUGGAAAUUUGCCCAGGAGAACCCGACAUUGGAUCUAGCGACUAUCAAUCCUCCAUUCAUAGAUGGUCCAGUCAACGCACAGUUCCCCCCUGUAGCACCUGACAGGCUAGGUGCAAACAGAAUGAUUUAUAGUUUGAUAUCCGGCGAAUCUGGACGCCCUCUACCUGUCCAACUUCCCCCUUUCUACUGUGAUGUUCGUGACGUGGCACGAGCCCAUGUCAAGGCGCUUACCCUUAAUCGUUUUGAACCCCCGGAGAAGAAGAGAUUUCUCGUGUCAGGAGGUCACUUUACAUGGAAGGAGGCUGUGGAGUAUCUUGAGAAGAGCCGGCCUGACUUGAAGUCGCGGCUACCUUCCGUCACUGGCAGUUCAUCCGAGCUUCCCGGAAAGUUAUCAUCGAUCGACGUGACUCGAGCUCGGGACAUUUUACACAUGGAAGAAUAUAUCGGAUGGGAGAGUACCAUUGGUGACACCAUCUCUUCACUUCUUAUCGCAGAAGAGAUGUGGGCGCAGAACUAG